Messenger RNA from Apus apus (common swift), 2310 nucleotides. It is a transcript of the gene SASH3, whose product is annotated as SAM and SH3 domain containing 3. The transcript has 8 exons. Gene Ontology annotation, cellular component: nucleus; cytoplasm. Gene Ontology annotation, molecular function: protein binding. The record is from RefSeq and is a predicted model, not a curated record. Gene Ontology annotation, biological process: positive regulation of adaptive immune response; positive regulation of immunoglobulin production; positive regulation of B cell proliferation. Lineage: Eukaryota; Metazoa; Chordata; Aves; Apodiformes; Apodidae. Bases 578 to 1714 code for a protein of 378 amino acids.
GUGUCACUCAGCCCGUGCCAUCUGCCCCACUCUGUGGUGGCCAAGUUGGCAUCAGCAGUGAGGAGGCAGGUUCUGGGCAGAUUAUAACUCUUGGGACAAGAGAUGGAGGAACCAGAGCAAGAAGGUGCAGGGCAGGCGGUGUGAAAGGGCUGUCCCCGGCAGGGUGACCGUGCACUAGUCCCACCGUGCCCAGCCAGGAGGACCUGUGGAUGCAGUGGGCACAGGGGACGUCCUGGACCAAGUAUAAGAAGGAGGUCUUGGCCAUCAUGUGCUGGCAGGGGCUGGGCAUUGCACAGGGGUUGGGGACCCUCAUGGUUGGACAGAGGGACGUGGUGCCACCAGCAGCGUGGCCGAGGGCAGGGGCAGCCGUCGCUGAGGGCAGGGCAGCAGCUCGCUGGAGGGUUUCCUUCCUCCUGCCCCAGCCUGUGCACCCACAGCCGCCCCGAGCGCGCCGCUGCAGCAUCUCUCAUGUGACCGACGGCUUCCUGCGCUCUUCCCGGCCCCGGUGCCGGUGCUCUGGGACAGGACGUGCCCGGUGCUGCCCGACACUGCACCCCUGACACCGUGACCCAGCACCAUGCUGCGCCGCAAGCCCUCCAAUGCUGGUGAGAAGGAGCCGGGACACAGAAAGCUUUCCCUCCAGCGUUCCAGCAGCUUCAAGGACUUCGCCAAGUCCAAAGUCAGCUCCCCUGUGCCAAGCGAGAAGGAGUUCAACCUGGAGGAGAACAUCCCUGAGGAUGUGUGCAGCAGCCCUGGCCCUGACGAUGCUGCCCGGAGCAGCGGGAUGAAGCUGAGCAAGAAGUGGCGAGCUGUCAUCUCCCGCACCAUGAACCGCAAGAUGGGCAGGAUGGCCGUGAAAGCCCUGGCUGAGGGGAAGGGAGACAUGGAGGAGGAGGGGUCCCCGUGUCCCCUGUCCCCAGCCAGCAGCAUAGAGGAGCCGAGCCACGAGAAGGUGUCCCUGUCUUACCUGGAGAUGGAGGAAGAGGGACACCCCCCGCUCAGCCGCCAGCUGUCCAGUGGCAGCGAGGUGUCCAGCCCCGGCGCCGGGGGCAGCAGCCUGCGGCUGGAGGAGAGCGGCCCCGCCUACACCGGCCCCUUCUGCGGGCGCGCCCGCGUCCACACCGACUUCACCCCCAGCCCCUACGACAGGGACUCGCUCAAGCUGCGGAAAGGAGACAUCAUCGGCAUCAUCGAGAAGCCGCCCAUGGGCACCUGGACGGGGCUGCUCAACAACAGGGUGGGCUCCUUCAAGUUCAUCUAUGUGGAUGUCAUCCCUGAGGAGCCUCUCCCUGCCCGCAAGAGCCGGGGCUCCAGCAAGAGCAAGCGUCUCAAGCCCAAGACCCUCCAUGAGCUGCUGGAGCGCAUCAACCUGCAGGAGCACACCUCCACCCUGCUGCUGAAUGGCUACCAGACCCUGGAGGACUUCAAGGAGCUGCGGGAGACCCACCUCAACGAGCUGAACAUCACGGACCCCCAGCACCGCGCCAAGCUGCUGACAGCAGCCGAGCUCCUCCUGGACUAUGACACAGCGAGUGAGCCAGAGGAAGGCGACGGCUCCGAAGCACAGCCCUCACCCUUGGAGCCCAAGGGGGACAUUCCCCGGGACUCGGGCUGCUUUGAGGGAUCAGAGACCCUAGACAGCAGCCGGGAUGAGGCUGAGCUGGGGGGUCCCAAGGAGCAGCUGCAGGAUCUCUCCCUGCCAGAGUCCUCCUGAGCCCACCAGCACAGUCCACAGCUGCUUCCCAGCCUGGCCUAGCAGCAGGUCUGGACUUGGGGGGGUGGCUGCUGGCACGGGGGGGCAGGUGAGCCCCAGCAGGGGGAUCCCAUGGCCCCGGGUGCUGUGUGGCCACAGGCAGCUCAGCCCUUGGACUCUCAAGGUCACCCCACUGGCUGCCCCCAGGACACUUUACACCACGCUGCCUCACACCAUGCUCCCCAGGCUGAGCUGCAGAGACACCCCCCCCCCCUCACCCGCCAUGGGGGAACAGCAGGACACGGGCAAGAUAUCCUGGAGGUGUGAGAUGUGGAGGCUGGAAAGACAGAGGGAAGGGAAAAGAGGUAGCAGGCUUGGGGAGGCACAGACAGAGGCAGAGGCUACAGCUCAGCCAUUUUUCAAACCGGUUAAGUUUCCUUCAUUGUUUCAAAAUAAAAAAAUGAAGAAAAGAAGAAAAAGAAACCCCACCCCUUGCCCUACCCCCACUUCCUUCAUGGAGAACCUGAACAGACAGGAACCGCAGGUGCAGGCAGCACUCGCACUUCGCCUUCAAAAACACAUCAGUGAACUCAGAAAAUACACUUUUGUCACAAGGA